Messenger RNA from Laetiporus sulphureus 93-53, 1107 nucleotides. RefSeq names its product DUF159-domain-containing protein. Gene Ontology annotation, molecular function: single-stranded DNA binding. The record is from RefSeq and is a predicted model, not a curated record. Bases 1 to 1107 code for a protein of 368 amino acids. Lineage: Eukaryota; Fungi; Basidiomycota; Agaricomycetes; Polyporales; Laetiporaceae. The transcript is spliced from 9 exons. Gene Ontology annotation, biological process: DNA damage response.
AUGUGUGGCCGCUAUUCAUUGAAUCUUUCUCACGCCGAGAUACAACAAUUACACGGCUACAAUGUCCACGUCGGUGAAUGGAUAGGCCAGGAUCAGUUUGUGCCUCGGUAUAAUAUCGCACCACGCUCCCAAGCACCUGUUCUGCGCAGGAGAGAACCGAGCGAGAACAGCGAGGACGGCCAGUCUGAUGAACUCAUUCUGCAGACCAUGAAAUGGGGACUCGUGCCUCACUGGAGCAAGCAUGAGCAGUUCUCCUACAGCACCUUUAAUGCUCGCUACGAGGCCGUUGUUGAGGGAACAGGGAUAUGGGCAAGCAUCAGAGGAAAGCGACGCUGUGCUGUCAUCUGCGAAGGAUACUACGAAUGGCAAAAGAAGGGCAAUGAGCGCCUUCCCCACUUUAUGAAACAUAAGAACGGCCACCUUAUGCUACUUGCUGGUCUCUACGACAAGUCAUUCGUUGAAGAAGAGAGCGAGCCCCUUUGGACGUUCACUGUUAUCACCACAGAUGCCACCAAGAAUUUCCAAUGGCUGCACGACAGACAGCCGGUCAUCCUUCCCUCCCUCGAAGCGCUCAACACAUGGCUCGAUACCUCGUCGCAAAAAUGGAGCGAUGACCUCACCAAACUCGUGCAGCCGUACCACUACCCCGACUAUCCCCUCGAGUGUUACCAAGUCCCGAAGGAGGUAGGGAAGGUCGGUAACGAGUCUCCAAGCUUCAUACAGCCUAUAGGGGCGAGGAAAGAUGGCAUCGAGGCCAUGUUCGCUCGUCAAAAGCAGAUCACUUCUUCUCCUGGUAAGGGUAAAAGGAAGAGGAGCACAUCGCCAGUCAUGCCUGUAACCCCAACGAAACACAAGUCUGCAGCCAAGAAAUCCCAUACGAAACCCGAAACGGAGAGGACGAACGCCGAAUAUGAACAUACAGACGUUGAAAGCAGCGGUCAGCCCUCCACUUCUGUAUACGAGGAGACGACGUCUGAGGCUGAAGAAAAGCCUGCUGGGAGCCCUCAUUCUAGUCAUGCCCGUCAGGCUGCAAAGCCAUCGAAGAAGCCGCGACUGGAGAGGAGGCCUUCUUCGAACAAGACCACUGGUUUCUUCAAGAAAACUUAG